UCAGACAACCUGGGCCAUUGAAGAAUUUCAGACUGCUGGCUCCUCUUUAAUAUUUAUUUUAUCACCUUUUUUGCUUUCUGUCUUCCCUGCAGGCAGAUCAGGAGCGGUGCAGAGAAAUUUCCUUACUCGAUGACCUUUCAUCGCGAUGUCCGAUCGUUCGGGGCAAAUAACCAAGGGAAAGGAUGGGAAAACCAAGUACAGCACACUCAGCCUGUUUGAUAAAUAUAAAGGAAAGUCAGUAGAAACAGUUAGAAGUACAGUUAUUCCUAGACAUGGCUUGCAGAGUCUCGGGAAAGUUGCUUCCGCGCGGCGCAUGCCCCCUCCUGCCAACUUGCCAAGUUUGAAAUCGGAGCAUAAAGGAAACGACCCCAACAUCAUCAUCGUGCCGAAGGACGGAACAGGAUGGGCAAACAAGCAGGACCCUCCAGAGCAAAAGAGUUCCAGUUGCACAGCCGCACAGCCGCGGGAGUCGCUGCCGCAGCAGGAUUCACAGAAAUCUGUCUCCAAUUUACAGAAACGGAACCUGUCAAUCAGCCAGGAGAAUACAAAUUCAGCACUCGGUGGUGUAAAAUCAUGGGCGCAGCUGAAUGGAAAGCCAGCCAGAGUAGAAGGUGGUUCAAGGGGCUCAAGCCGACUGUUAUCCUUCUCUCCCGAGGAUUUUCCAACGUUGAAAGCAGCUGGCGAGCAGGACAGGUCUGGCAAAGAAAAGGGCACCUUAGAUCCGUCGUAUGGGCCCGGACCAAGCCUCCGCCCCCAGAAUGUCACAAGUUGGAGGGAAGGUGGUGGUAGAAACAGUACCUCAGCCACCUCUUUGUCCCCCUUCCCCACCGAACUGGGUACCAAGAGCUCCAGCACGGGUGAGGAUGUUCCGACCUCAGCCAAUGGGGCUGAUCCCAAGGACCUUUCUCUCCGCCCGUCUCUCCCUGCUCGCAAAGGAGCAUCACAGUUUAUGGCAAACACGUACCAGCCACCCACAUACCACGACAUGCUUCCUGCCUUCAUGUGUUCAAAUCCGCCAGCCGAGACCCCAAGCCUACCUGAACGGGCGUCCUUUCCUCUCCCCUCCUUCUGCCUGGAGCCCCGUGUUCCCUUCAGGCAGCAUCAGCCAGUCGACCCAGACGGAAAAGACAAGCGACUCGGGCCCCCACGCCCAGUUCGUCUGGUCCGACCGCCGGGAGAGCGAGUCCCCAGGCCGACCAUCAUCAACGCAGAGAACCUGAAAGGUCUGGAUGAACUGGACAACGAUACAGAGGAUGGCUGGGCAGGAAUUCACGACGAAGUGGAUUAUUCCGAAAAACUGAAGUUCAGUGAGGAUGAGGAGGAGGAAGACACCCUCAAAGACGGGAGACAGAAAUGGAAUGGCUGGGAUCCCCGAAGGCCUCCUUUGCUGAGCUCGGCCGAAAGCACCGAUGUCCAUUACCCCACAGAGGACCCCAAGACUUGGAACGACUCAGCCAGCCUCUCUCGCACCAUCCGCAAAGUGUCGGAAAGUCUGCCAGGCUCCAGAAAGCUCAACGGCUGGAGUCCUCUGCCGGAAUAUCAGAAGCCCCCACUGUCAUGUUUGCGGCAACAGUGUUCAGAAGAAAAAGAAGAGAAGCCGCCCCUGAGACAGAAGUUUGUCUACUCGGAAAUGUCGGAAGCUGUCGAGCGGGCGAGGCGGCGACGGGAAGAGGAAGAGCGCAGAGCGCGGGAAGAGCGCCUGGCGGCCUGCGCAGCAAAACUGAAGCAGCUGGAUCAGAAAUGCAAGCUGGCACAGAAAGCGGGAGAUGGUCCCAAACACGUCGAGAGUGAUGAGCCUCGAUCCUCGACCUCGGAGAAGAGCGCCGUCUCGGACAACAGCCACGUAACUCGGAGAGCCGUCCCUGAGCCUCAUGCCCAGGAGCCCCCUUCCGGUUACGUGGAUGAGGAGACCCCAGCGGCUGCCGCCACUGCAGCGCUCCGGAGUAGCAGCGAGGAGGAGCUCCGCGAAAGUGUUUCCCCCAUGCAGGAAUUCGGCAAACUCCCCAAGCUCCUUCCCCCGCGGUUCCAGAGAAAGCAGCAAGGUUGAGGAUUCUUACUCGGCACCUUCAGAGCUAAGCACCCAACAUGACUUCUUCGAAGAAGUCGGAGAAGACUACUUAAGCUCCUUCGAGAAGAAACCCCAGGGGAAUUUCGAGCGGUGCGUCAGUCCCGCAGAAAGGGCACCCCAAGAACGAAUCUUUCAGCCCCCCGAGUGCGGCUCUGACCUUUCCGACCCUUGUGAUCGUAGCCUGUUGAAUUCUCCUUUGGAGCCCGGUUCCAUUCCGGAUGAAAAGAAGAAGUCCGAGUACAACGGUUGGGACAUCAGCCAUUUUUCAAAACCCUUGGAAGAGGAACCUUCCACGAAAGAAGAGGUCUUCCAGGAGGACUCCUUGUUUGGCUCCGAGAUGUGGAAAAAGGAAGGAUCCAGUAGCAAGCAAGCCAACCCUGGAACUGGAUGGACGACUCCCGAGAACCGAAAUGGCAGCGGUCAACCGCCACAGCAGCAAGAGCCGACGAGCAGAACCCGCCGAUCCGGUCCGAUUAAGAAGCCAGUCCUGAAAGCUCUGAAAGUGGAGGAGAAGGAAAAAGAACUAGAGAAGGUGAAGGUCGAUGGAGAAGAGACGUCCCAUCCCUCUAAAGAAAAGGGUCCCCCGCCGAAGGCGUCUGAGGAGAUCAAUCCCGGAGGGGUUGUCCACUCCACUCGCUACCGCUCGUUGGACGAGAGAUGCUCCCCGCAAACCCCCAUCCCGGAGAACGAGAGACGUCACGAAGACAACGAUAAGGACAGCAAAGAAAAGGAGACGGUCACCAAGGACUUGGAGGGCAAGAAUCCGUCAAGGGAGUUCGCUGAGCUGCCUCCGACCAAAAGAAACAACUGGAUCUUCAUUGAUGAGGAACAGGCCUUUGGCGGACGAGGGCAAGGACGAGGCCGUGGACGCGGCUUCCGAGAAUUCACCUUCCGAGGCCGGAGCAACACGGUGGGGUGUGGCGGCGCGGCUGUUGCUAGUAGUGGCGGCGGGAAUCUCCGAGGCGGUUACAACAGCAGCAGCAGCAGCAAUGUCGGGGGUCCCCCGAGAAGCAGCCGAGGGCGAGCCUUGAGAGACUUCAAUCAGGGGGAAGAGUUCCCGCGGGGAAAGCCCAGGCGCCGGAUCGCGAGCGAGACCCACAGUGAAGGCUCCGAGUACGAGGAGCUGCCGAAGCGUCGUCGUCAAAGGGCCUCUGAGAAUAAUAACGAAGGUUCCCUGGUGGAAAGGGAAGAGGAUGACCUCAAGAAAGGGGAUUUCCACGAUUCCUGGAGAUCCAAUAAGAUCUAUUCAGAUGAUCAGGACGCCAAGUUGAGGGCCCCACGAGCUUUCGGGCGAUCCUUACCCCCACGGUUGAGCAACUCGACUUAUGGGCGACGAGGAUUCGUUUCUAAGGAGUCUUCCCAAUGGCAGAGUCGAAGUGGUGGAAACACUUGGCAAGAACACAGCCACAACGCCCCUCUGGAGGCCUUUGCCAUCCGCCGCCCAUCAGAAAGGGAUUACGGCCAAGAGUCUUACAAGGCUUCGGACUCGUUUAGCCGACGGGCGUUUGAAGAGGACUACGGAGGUGACCCCGAAAACGUGGAGAACCGGCCGUUCCGUCGACGCCGCCCCCCUCGUCAAGACAAACCGCCCCGAUUCAGGCGUUUGAGGCAGGAACGUGAGCCUGUGAGUCAGUGGACCCCUGAAGAGGGUGGGGCCGACCUGGCGGCUUGCCAGUGGCCGCGUAGAGCCAAAUUGGUCACGACAGAUUAUAACGGUCCCUCAAACAGAAGGUCUCCAGAACUCUCCUAUCAGAAUACCUCGGAUCACGCCAACGAAGAGUGGGAGACGGCCUCGGAAAGCAGCGACUUCAGCGAGAGGCGGGAGAGGAGGGGCGGUGGUGGCGGGAACACGGAGAACGAGGCGCUGUUGGAUGGUGGGGCACCCGGGAGCACCUUGGGGGAGAAGAGAGACCUGGCCAAGAGGAGCUUCUCCAGUCAGAGGCCUGUGGUAGAUCGGCAGAGCCGGAAAUCCGAUCCCGUAGGAUUUGGGGAGAAAGCUGUCCGAGCUGGUGGGAACCGACCAGCGUCCUACUACGAAAACCAGCAGAAUGUGCUGCAAUUGAGGAGCAAAAGAUCUCCAGAUGAAAACGGCAUUCCUGAUAACGGCAGUCCUGGGCGAAACCGUUCCACUUACGGCUCUCAUUCCAACCUGAAUGGUGUCGAAAGCCUGGAGAAAAGGCAAGAGAAGGAGCUGAAGCCCGUGGUCAGCGAGAUGAGCGAGAACGUCAGUCCCUUCGAGCUCAGCUACAGAGGUGGUGUGAUGGACAGCCGUGGGGCAGGGCCCGGGGCAGGGGCAGAAGUGGGGCCGAUGAACAGCGAAGGGUUCAUUGAGGUGCUCACGAAGAAACAGCGACGGCUGCUGGAAGAGGAACGGAGGAAGAAAGAGCAAGCCGCACAG
Thamnophis sirtalis is the source of this 4466-nucleotide messenger RNA. Lineage: Eukaryota; Metazoa; Chordata; Lepidosauria; Squamata; Natricidae. The record is from RefSeq and is a predicted model, not a curated record.